This is a messenger RNA of Capsella rubella, 807 nucleotides long. Its product is annotated as transcription factor MYB24. NCBI's taxonomy places the organism in Eukaryota, Viridiplantae, Streptophyta, Magnoliopsida, Brassicales, Brassicaceae. The record is from RefSeq and is a predicted model, not a curated record. The transcript is spliced from 3 exons. Bases 1 to 807 code for a protein of 268 amino acids. Gene Ontology annotation, molecular function: DNA-binding transcription factor activity; sequence-specific DNA binding. Gene Ontology annotation, biological process: regulation of DNA-templated transcription. Gene Ontology annotation, cellular component: nucleus.
AUGAUUGAUUGGGGAGUUCAAGGCCAUCAUCAAAAGCAUGAUCAUGAUCCUUAUCAACAACGACAAGGAUGUAGAAAAGGACCAUGGACACUUGAAGAAGAUAAGCUUCUUGGGGAGUAUGUUACUUCCCAUGGUGAAGGAAGAUGGAGUACUGUUGCUAAGUGUGCAGGGUUGAAUAGAAGUGGUAAGAGCUGUAGACUAAGGUGGGUGAAUUACUUGAGGCCAGGACUUAAGAGAGGACAAAUCACUCCUCAAGAAGAAGGAAUCAUUCUUGAACUUCAUUCCCUUUGGGGUAACAAGUGGUCUACAAUUGCAAGAUACUUACCAGGACGAACAGAUAAUGAGAUAAAAAAUUAUUGGAGAACACAUUACAAGAAAAAAGAAAAAUCCUGUUCGAAGCCAGAGAGAGCCAAAAGAUCUCAAUCCCGGAAACACCAAGUAGAUCUAAAACCGCAACCACAACCACAACCGCAUAAUCACCAGUCUCAGCUAGUGUCCCGAGACCAAAUGAAUAUAGACAAAGAACAAAACAUUUCUUCCCCUUUAUAUUACUCGACUAGUAUCUUCAAUGACCAACUCUCUAUGCCUCAAAAUGUUGCCGCAACCUCAUCCGACCACUCUAUGAUCGAUGAAAGUAACUUGUGGGGCAACUUAUGGAACCUUGGCGACGAUGAUCCAUAUAGUUUUGGUAGUGGCUUAGGGCAGAGGAUAGCCACAGAUUUAUCUGAGAAGUUUCCUAAUGGUGGAGUCGAGACACCGUCGUGUGGAUCAGGGGAUUAUAGUUAUACUGGCUUUUAUAUUUUUUAA